CCCAAGAUGGAGGCGGCGCUGCCACAAACCUUCACAUAUCCCUCCUGCCGCUAGUUUCUCGGUCCGUACGGCUCUGUAAGAACGGCAAAUACCAUUAUAAAUAGCCGAGAACCAAGAGGAUACUCGUAGGAAGCUUGUGUGUAAGUUAUCUGCACAGUGGCUGUGAGGGCUUUGUUUUCAACGCUCGGGAAAGUUGUUGAUUUUCGUGCGCGGAUCACAGCAUAAUUUUUGGAAGGAGACUAGGCACCGAGCGACCGACUGUUCCAGCGCCGUAACACUGAGGAAACAACAAUCAUGUCUACACCAGGGAGAAAGAGGAGCACGACUCGGAUGUACUCGGCCGAAGACCAAGCUCUGAACAACAUCGCUCGAGAGGCCGAGCAACGGUUGGCGGCGAAACGGGCAGCACGUGCCGAGGCCAGAGCGCUACGCAUGCAGGAACUGGAGAGACAACAAAGAGAGAAAUCUUUCUUUGACCGCGGUCCCGUGACUGGUUCUGAGAUCUUUACUAGAAGACCGACCACUUCCUCUGGUGCUGCGUCUACGUGGGAUUUUGUGACCAGACCUCCGUCCAGCAAAUACAGCUCUGCGGGGUCAGAUGUUUACUCCAUGCGAAGCGGGAGAUCAUCCGCGCUAUCCUCUCGACACAGUGUUUCGACGUCAGCUAGCCUGUAUGAAGGCAGCAGUAGCCGUGGAGGUGGAUAUCGGGACUCUGCUUAUUCCUCAGCCAGAGAUAACGAUGAUUGGGAUGUGCGUUCAGAGGUGUCAUGGCGAGGGGGACAGGGGUACCUUAAAGUGUACAAGGAACCGGCACCCAGAACAACAAGUGCAGCCUCUGAUAUAUUUUCGUGGAAGGGAGCCCGGAAUAGGCCCUGGGAUGCAUACUCCUCUGCCUCACAGAUCCCCCCUGUGCAGCGUUGGGGCAGCGCGGAAGAUCUCUCGUCCCGGCGGAGUGACCGCAGUAGUUCGGAUUCGUCCCGGAGAAGCAGUUAUGGGUCCCUGUCUGGUUCUGAGAUUUACAUAGGAUCCAUCAGUGAAGAUGCAGAAGGAGAUGAACUGGGCACAAAUGACAAAGCGAGGAGAGGUGCGGGGGGUUCUGUAUUAUCGUUCGCUAGUUUGUCGGCGCUCGGCGGUUCUUCGUCCAGAAGAGGCAGCGAUGAUGAUGCCGGGUCUUCCUCCUCCGAAGCCUCCAUUCGGGAACUCAAGGCCUUGCAAGAUGCACUAUUCGAUGUAGAGCAGAAAUACAUGACAGACUUGAAAGUCUUGAAGGAUGCACUAAGUGAAUCAGAAGAGAAGUACAAGAAAGCGAUGGUGUCCAACGCGCAGCUAGACAAUGAGAAAACCACACUACAGUACCAGGUGGACAUCCUAAAGGACAAGUUAGAAAUCCAGGAAGAGUCCAUGAACGAACUACAGAGGGAGUACAAGGAGAAAUGCAGGGAGUUAGAAAGACAAAAGCAUGCUUACGGCAUCUUAGAACACAAUGUUGCAGAGCUGAAGGAAGCACUAAGGCAACGGGAUGAGCUUAUAGAGGAACAUGGACUGAGGCCACUACUGGAACAAGGUUUGGUUCUAGUCGGGACGGCCAACGGGGAGGCGGAAACGGGAGAGAAGAAGACGAAAGUUGCCUUGGUAACGCCGGAGGCUGCACAGAUGUUGGAACAGGCAGGCGAGGGAACGUUAGACUUAAAGGCACUGCAGGCCAAGAAGCAGGGUCCUGUCCAAUCGCAGCCCAACACUGAAUACGCCAUGGCAAUGUUCUACGAUGAAAGACUUAAGAGAAUGGCAGAGGAAAAAGAAGACCUUGUAGAUCAAAUUAGAAGAUUGAAACUAGAGUUAGAGGAAGAAAAAGAGCGGACGAAGGCCUUACAGAGCAAAGCCAACAGGACUGCUGAAGCUAACGGACCUGAUAUGGAACUGUUGGACAUUCAGACAGAGACUGGUGAAAGGGGCAAGGAGAGAGGGUUGAAAUCAGGAGAAGCAAGUAAACAGGUCAACAACUACAAGUUUAGGUUACAGAAAGCAGAACAGGACCUUGCAGCUAUGGAGGGGAAUAUCCAAAGACUUGAAGGCCAGGUGAACAGGUACAGGGUAGCUGCAGAAGGGGCCGAGAAGAAGGAAGAUGAGCUUAAGACAGAGAAAAGAAAAUUAGAGCGAGAGCUGAGAAAGUCUCAGGAUAUGGUUCAGGAACUCCAGGAAAGCAACUCCAGUCUAGAGCGUAGGAUAGAAAAGAUUAAGUCUUUCUAUCAGCACAGAGGCCACAAUGUUGCGAUCGGCGAGCGACAGAGCGGAGGAGCUGGCCAUGAUGAAUAGCCAUCUGGAAAAACGACUAGAAAAACUACGGCGGAACAGAGAGCAGUUUCAGAACAUGAAGUAACGCCACCUAGCAGCACAGCACCUCAAUGCAGGGAAUGUCCAUUAUAUCUCAAGGGGGGGUACACAUCCCCAGAGAAGUCCUACUGUAUUAUUUCUCAUCUAAUUUCAUGCUCUCAUGAUCCCAACUCCCUUGUAGCGAAUGAAAAGUGCCACCAUUUUUGUCCAUUUUGAAGCACUAUGCAUUAGAAAUCUUUGAAGCCACUCUCUAACCCUCCCCUAUUUUGUGUCCCACCCUAAAGUUAUAAAUGGACAUUCCCUGUAAGUUGGAUGAUGUACUAGUAUUACAUCUAAAUGGUUUAGAGCUAUAUUUGAAACAUGUCUUGCAGUAGAUAACGCAGCACAGAAACUUAGGAGGAUAUUUUCUGAGCAAGUCUUGGUACUGUAGGUAGGUAGUGUGCACUUUACUUCCCCACACUGUCAGCACACUGCCUCUUGCACAGGCACUCAAGCUUUUGUACUCUACUCAAAACUUAAAACAUCAAUAUGGGAGGGGCGUCACACUUAUCAUAGUUGGAAUUGACAUACUCAAGAUACAGUCACACUUACUAGUAUUUAGGAUUGCACAAGCUGUGGGGAGGGGUUAGGCAAAGGCUAGCACUUCGACAAUGUGGACAAGGCAUCGACAUUGUACACUGCAUAGGACACCAUAUUUAUAGGUGCAGGCACCUUUUCUUGCUGCUGAGGACACACGGGCAUGUCGCUGGGGGCCUUCCUGAUGGUACUACAGACAUACUACAUACAUGUACCUACAUACGUGAUGUGCUACAUACAUAUUAUGUACUACAUUAUGUACUACAGACUGAGUUUUUAGUAACUCUCAGUUGUAGAAGUAAUCAUCCUGGGACUACAGUAUGACGUUGAUAAAAUAUCUUCCACAUAUACAUACAUUAUAACUGCAAAAAGCAGCAUAGAUAGUUCUUUAUUGUAGUAACUGCAGAUUCCCUAGGAUAGCCAGUGAGGCAUGUGUCUUGUGUUGUAUUACAAUUACUUAUUCAUCAUAGCAGGGACAUCUACAUAUUUGGUGAAACAUUUGUGUGCGCUAAUUCUUGGUCAUCUCCUCUUUCUGACUCUUCCAUUGUAAUCUGUAAUAAAAGUGUGAAACAUGCAGACUCAGAUACACAGAAAACAAUAGCCUGUCAUUGAGCCAUGUAAAAAGUAUCAUAUUAAUUUUGCUGCAACUCUGCAAUGUAAGGAUGAUUUUCUCCUGUUAUGACAUGAGUUUUCAAAGCUCGUACUAGACGCUGUCACAAUUUUUGAGUCGAUAGAAUGUAUAAGAUAUACCUGUACAGGGUAGCCUGGCAGCCAACUUAAUUAUCCUUAAUUGUGGUAUAAGAAUUGAUCUUAAUGUCUGUGCUUUUUGCUAGACCAUGUGUUUAAGUAAGGUAAAUGUAGUUGUGGAUUAUACAGUUUGGAUUUCAGCCUAGGAUCUAUGAAUUGAUAAAAAAAACUAUGUUGAUGGAAAAACCUGUGCAUAUGGAUAUGUGUAUUUGUAUAUUGCAAGUUAACUUUGGAAUGUUUUGUGUUUUUUGCAAUAUCCUUUUCUCUGGUAGAGGUUGCUUUUUUUUAUCAAUACUGGUAGAUAUUUACUGUGAAGAGUGCACUCUAUGGUAUAUUUGAACACCAAUUUGAAUAGUAAUAUGCAACAGAAUAUUGUGGAGAGCUCAUAGUUGGUCCACAGGUAAUAUGUUCUAGAAAUACAGCCACAUUACUGAAGGUUUCAGAGUUACAGGUGUAGAUUGGUAAACUGGUACCAAAAGUGGAAUGACUGCAAAUAGGAAAAAUCUUAGAAAUUUGGAGCAAUUGUUGGCUCUCAUUAUUAUCAAAGAGCGCUUUGCUUCUCGCAAAGUUGGCAGAAUACAUGAAUAAAUAUUGUAUUGUGAGAAUACUUUCCAAAAGCUGGAGGGUAAGGAUUAUUUAUCAUAGUACCACUGAGAAUAAGGCAGUAUUACCACUGUGGGUCUAAGUGUUGUGAGUUUUUCCCCACCUUGAAAUAAUGUACUUAUGGACCUGAAGACUUGUGCUUGGGCACGCACUUAUUUCUCUAUGGAGAAUGAAGUAAAAACACUGUACAUCUUUUCA
Branchiostoma belcheri (Belcher's lancelet) is the source of this 4455-nucleotide messenger RNA. Its product is annotated as leucine-rich repeat flightless-interacting protein 2-like. The record is from RefSeq and is a predicted model, not a curated record. Gene Ontology annotation, biological process: regulation of DNA-templated transcription. The transcript is spliced from 30 exons. Lineage: Eukaryota; Metazoa; Chordata; Leptocardii; Amphioxiformes; Branchiostomatidae. Bases 295 to 2313 code for a protein of 672 amino acids.